Homarus americanus (American lobster) is the source of this 3755-nucleotide messenger RNA. Its product is annotated as ligand of Numb protein X 2-like. Gene Ontology annotation, molecular function: protein binding; zinc ion binding. The record is from RefSeq and is a predicted model, not a curated record. NCBI's taxonomy places the organism in Eukaryota, Metazoa, Arthropoda, Malacostraca, Decapoda, Nephropidae.
GUGUCCGGGUAACUGGGUGUCGUGUCCUCACACUACUUCCGGGUGUGACUAUCGCGGCUCCCAGCGGUCCAUUACCACCCACCUGACGACCUGUACUUACAAGGACCACGGAGUGUCUCGGCCGCCCAUCGUUGAGGGAGAAAUUACACACCUCGAGAUUCCCAGGACGCAUACGGCCCUCGGCAUCACCAUCGUCGGCGGGUCAGACACGCCCUUGCGUUGUGUGGUGGUCCAGGAGGUGUUCCCGGAUGGGUUAGUGGCCCAGGAUGGCCGCCUACAGCCCGGUGACCAGAUUAUUGAGGUAGACGGUGUGGACAUGACCUCGGCCACUCACCAGGUGGUGUGCCAGGCGCUGAGGCGGCCCCAGACUGUGCUCAGGCUCGGGGUGUAUAGGGAGAGGAUUGAGGCACAGAGAACCUUGUCGUCUACCACCCCUCCAGCUCCCCCAGCUACCACACACGUCCCCCAGCCAGGUGAGGCGAUGAUGGUGACGCUGCAGAAGGAGAGCAGCAGACAGUUGGGUCUGAAGUUGGGAGGGCGCCGCACCGAGCCUGGCAUCUUCGUCAUGGAGGUGCUGGAGGGCUCUGUGGCUGCUCAGGAUGGCCGCCUCCACCCACACGACCGUAUCCUGGCCAUCAACGGUGCCGACGUGCGUUAUGCCCGCCUUGACCACGCCUCUCGCCUCAUACAGCAGACCCGCCACCACGUGAGUCUGGUGGUAAGUCGUGGAGCCGCUACCAGUGUGGUGGACUCGUCAGGUCCCCCACCAGAGUACCAGCACCUCUUCCGCCGUCCUGAUCCGUCUCUUCCCGUUCAUCACUGGCGCACCAAGUCGGCUCCUGACCGUCUCGUUCCUCGCCUCGACUGUCACGGCAAGGACAUCAACAAGAGCUUAGGGGAUGUGACCGAUGGCUUAGAGGACGACAUUGGUGGCAGCGUUGAUGACGUGGGUCUCUCUGCCUCGUGCGAAUCUCUAGACGACCGUGGUUCAGUGACUCGGAGGGAAGGGUCACUGCUCCACUCGAACGGGUCACUCAGUACACCCGGAGAACCCUACAGUGGGUCACUUGGUUCCCUGAAUGGCGUCAACACACAUUACCAAAGCAACGGAUCACUUGGAUCGAUGGGUAUACCACUUAACCAAAGUUCUGGCAGUUUGGCAUCAUCAGCAGUGAGGGGAGGAGGACCCACCACGGUGGAGGAGGAAGGUGGGCCGCCAGCGCUGCCACCACGCCACCGUCACGCACUGGCAAGAACCCGCUCCAGCGACCAACUCGACCCACCAGACAACGCCAGUGACAGCCUGCGUGAGAAACUGAAAGAAACACCGAAUUUGGAUGUUUCAGUGCAGAGCGUCGGGUCGGCCCUGUCUGGGGGAGGCCCGGGUGUGGAUACUGCUGACGGGUCUACCAGCAGUCGUAUGAGAGGUCGUCGAUCAAGGGACUCCAGCGACAUGUCUGACUUGGUGCAUGGUUUCCGGCGGUCACUACGCAUCGAGAGCACCCAACUCCACCAGAAGACUGUCACCAUCUCCAAAGGCGGGAAUGAGAGCCUGGGCAUGAGGAUAGGCGGCGGUGUGGGUAGCAACGAGGGCGAUACUCCCAUCUACAUAGCCAACAUCAACCCUCAGGGCCCCGUCGGCAAGUCGAAACAGGUCAAGAAGGGCGACGUGUUGCUGUCAGUGAAUGGACAGUCGCUAUUGGGGCUGACCCACGGACAGGCAGUAGCACUGCUGAAGGCCACUGCGGAGCUGGCGGGAGUCACACUUUCCCUGCUGGAUGGUCCUGAGACGUCGCUGGGCUCAGCCAAUUUUGUGCCAUCUUGGUUGUACUGGCAAAAGUUGCCACGUUCCUUGCAUGUAUCUAAGAGCGUUGUGCUUCACCGGGCUCCUGGUGCUUCCCUUGGCUUCAGCAUAGUUGGUGGGUCUGACCCCCAGCGUGGUGCUGAACCCAUCCACGUCCUCUUCGUGGUUCAGUCGUCCCCAGCUGCUAUAGAUGGUAAGCUGCGUUGUGGCGAUAGACUUCUUUCCGUCGAUGGUCACUCACUGGAACAGGUGCGCCACGCCUCAGCUGUCAGUCUCUUGAAGCAAGCUGGACAGAGAGUACAUCUGGAGGUGGUGUCUUGGCUGGGCACAGAGUUGUAAAUUAUUAAUUAAAAUCUUACCAUCCUCAAGCUUGCUGAAUAUACUGCACAACUUAAUGACACUUUAGUUUCUCACUGCUGCAGCCUCUUUAUUUCCCUGUCUCAGGAGAACAGUUUGUCCAACAGGAGGCCAAGUGGUAGAGUGUCGUGGUGUUGUGUCAGCCAGUCCUCAGGUGCUUGACGGCGGGUGAGUGAGGUAGGCGUCAGGACCGCAGCAGGGAGCCACCAGCUGCUACAGGGAUUAUUUAGUGCCUUCUGGAUAACACCAACACUUGUUAGUAGAUAACUGUCGUCUUUAGUGAGGAAUAUUCCCACUAUCCUUCAACUACAGUAGCUGUGAUGUCAUAUAGGGUUCCUCUCCAAGAAGAACUAGUCCUAUUUGUCUUAGGGGCCAAAGGUGACGGGAAGUAGACUAAGUUAAUUUAGCCAACAGUUAUAGAAUGUAAACAUCUUCUCUAUAAAUAAUAAUAAGAGAAAUUAAAACCGUAAAGGAAACGGAGAAACUCCAUACUGACGCGCCCUAAGUUAAUGAUUCUGAUAUAAAGGUUUAGAAUUUUGUUGUUGAUUAUUAGCAGUUUAGUUAAUUGUGGGUGAUUUGUUGUUUGUCCUGUGUGAGGAUAACGUGUUCGUGUGUACGUCCACUAGGCGCCUUGUUAAGUACAGUACUGAAGUCUUUUACUGUACUAGUUGUUACACCUGGCGAGUUGGUAGAGUUCUCUUAGAAAUGGCUAAUAGUAACAAUAGUUUUUGUUUAGAAGUAACAGUAAACUUUUAUUAUUUAUAUUACUAUGCAUAGCCAGUUUGUAGUGAUCUUGUUUUAAACAAGAAUUGUUCCUAACACAUCAAAUGUUCAGUCAUGUAACUGGCCUCACGUGCCAGACCUACCCAGCUUUUGCCUUGACGAGCAUUACCCAUGAGUGGUGGGAGUGUCAUGUGACCUUCCUGCAUGUUGUCUAGCAGUGCCUGUCACUGUUCCUCUUCCCUCUCGUAACUCUUAAUCUUCUGCACAUUGUUACUAGUUGCACAAUGUCUACCUUUUAGAUACUCUCAAUAAUUCGGACGCUACGAUUGCUUGGACAUUACUGUUUGACUGAAAAUUACUGUUUGGCUGAACAUUACUGUUUGGCCGGACAUUACUGUUUGGCCGGACAUUACUCUAUGGCCGGACAUUACCGUUUGGCCGGACAUUACUCUAUGGCCGGACAUUACCGUUUGGCCGGACAUGACUGUUUAGCCGGGCAUGACUGUUUGGCCGGAUUUUAAGUCUAGUAUGGACUCUACGCAUUAUUUGAAUGCCGCACAUGAUGGUGAGGCUGUAUGGUGCGAGGUCUUGAUGCCGCUUCUAAUAAGAACGUUACGCUGUACUCAGACGCCGCCGGCCAGCAGGUUCAACCAGACACGAAAUUGUACACGCAUAAAAUUGAUAUAACACAAAGCUGGUUAAGACAAGAUAGUUAUGGUCCUUAUGUUAGCCAAGUUUAGAGGUUACUAUCCUGGUUAUGUGCAGUCGUAGGCAGGGGUGAGUAUCCUUCACUAGCGUAACACCUUGUAGUAGUGUCCUAAUUAUGUCUAGUAUUUUGAUUUUUUUUGUGGUUAAUAAAAUGUACCUCUAA